Neoarius graeffei (lesser salmon catfish) is the source of this 4084-nucleotide messenger RNA. RefSeq names its product acyl-CoA synthetase short chain family member 2 (gene acss2). Gene Ontology annotation, biological process: acetyl-CoA biosynthetic process. The transcript has 19 exons. Gene Ontology annotation, molecular function: acetyl-CoA synthetase activity. Lineage: Eukaryota; Metazoa; Chordata; Actinopteri; Siluriformes; Ariidae. Gene Ontology annotation, cellular component: cytoplasm. The record is from RefSeq and is a predicted model, not a curated record. Bases 709 to 2811 code for a protein of 700 amino acids.
UUGUAGAGCGCAUGAUGAUGUCCGUCUAUGGAGCGCGUCUUGUGUUGUAGCCCGUGAUGAAGGAUUUUGUGGACAUGUAACCUCUAUGAACGCAGGUUUUAAUAAACGUUGUUUUACAUUGUAAAUGGAAUUAAGCUCGUUAUUCGGACAGGAAGGCUGACUGUGAGUAGUGAAUGCAGUUGAUAAGUUAAUGAAGGAGAGAUAGGAACCCAAACGGCCUCACCUCCGCCUUCAAGUACAAAGUACAGGGAGCGCAAGAGCUGAGCGACUCAGUCACUGAAUACACAGCUGCAGUCGAGAUUUUACACAUGAGAGGUCAGAUGCUCUGUGAGCUGAGGAUAUUUUACAAGCAGUAAAAAUGUCAACCAUAGUCAGCAUGUUUUGAAUCAGGGGGCUCGGAUUAGCUCCAGGAUCUGUCCUGAUAGCAGCUGCAUGUUAGUUUGACUUGCUAGCAGACUCUACUCGCUUACCGAGUCCAGAAAGCUGAAGUAAGAGCCCGAGACUGGCUCCUGUGUGAGUACGGAUUGUAUGCGGAAGUUACUCAGAUAGGGCACGUUUAACCAGGGGACUACAGGAAGUUCACCAGCUGCUGCCGAGUUCUGUUUUACACUUCGGUCCUCCUGAGGAUUUGCUCAGGCUCAGUGUAGAAGAGUCAGUGGAAAGGUGUUGUUUUUGCAGCACUGAGACUUUGGCUCCCUGUCAGCCGCGAUGCUCCCUGAUAAAGUCCCCGCUGAAGAGGCGCUGCGCGCCCCCGAGGAGCUGAAGGAACGGGCUCACAUCUGCAGCUUCGAGAAAUAUAUCGAGCUCUACAACACCUCUGUCCAGUCUCCGGACGCGUUUUGGGGAGAUGUUGCCAAAGAGUUUUUCUGGAAGACCAAACACUCAGGCAAGUUCCUGGACUACAACUUUGACGUGACCCAGGGCGAAAUUUACAUCAAGUGCAUGGAAGGAGCCACCACGAACAUCUGCUACAACGUCCUGGACCGCAAUAUCCAUGAGAGGAAACUGGGAGACAGAGUGGCUUUUUACUGGGAGGGGAAUGAGCCAGGAGAUGAGAAGACUGUGACCUACAGAGAGCUUCUACAGCAAGUGUGCAAAUUUGCCAACGUUCUUAAGUCACAAGGAGUGAAGAAGGGGGAUCGUGUCUCUAUCUACAUGCCUAUGGUAGUGGAACUGGUGGUGGCCAUGUUGGCUUGUGCCCGAAUUGGAGCUGUGCACUCGAUUGUGUUUGCAGGCUUUUCAGCUGAAUCACUCUGUGAAAGAAUUAUGGAUUCUCAGUGUUGUCUCCUCAUUACAGCUGAUGGCUUUUACAGAGGGGAUAAGCUCAUAAGUCUUAAGGUUAUUGCUGAAGAAGCUCUACAAAAAUGCAGAGACAAGUCUUUUUCUGUAGAACGGUGCAUUGUGCUGAAACACUUAUCGAAGGAAGAACCGGAGGCCUCUUCACCAGGCUCCAUGUCCCCCCCAGCGAAACGCUCUUGCCCCGACCUGCAGCAGAAGAAGGUGAAAGAAAAAGUAAGGAAGGUCCGUCCCAUCCCCAAGGUGCCCUGGAACCCAGAAGUGGAUGUAUGCUGGCACACACUGAUGGAUGGAGCGUCGGAUGAAUGUGAGCCAGUGUGGUGUGAAUCUGAAGAUCCUCUCUUCAUCCUUUACACAAGCGGUUCCACUGGCAAACCAAAGGGUGUGUUGCACACUGUCAGUGGUUACAUGCUUUACACUGCUGCAACAUUUAAGAUGGUGUUUGAUUAUCACUCCGAUGACAUUUACUGGUGCACAGCAGACAUAGGCUGGAUUACAGGUCACUCCUAUAUCACCUACGGUCCACUGGCUAAUGGGGCCACCAGUGUCCUGUUUGAAGGCUUGCCCACCUAUCCUGAUGUUAGCAGAAUGUGGGAAAUAGUGGAUAAAUACAAAGUCUCCAAGUUUUACACAGCACCCACGGCCAUCAGACUCCUCAUGAAGUAUGGCAGUGAGCCAGUCCACAAGUAUAAGCGGAACUCUCUGAAGAUCUUGGGUACAGUGGGGGAACCCAUUAACCCUGAGGCCUGGCAGUGGUACUACAGUGUAGUUGGGGAGAAGAGAUGCCCCAUAGUGGACACGUUCUGGCAGACUGAGACAGGAGGACAUGUAUUAACACCCCUUCCAGCUGCCACUCCUCUGAAACCAGGAUCUGCAACGUUUCCGUUUUUUGGAGUCGUUCCUGCCAUACUGAAUGAGUCAGGAGAGGAACUUGAGGGACCAAAUGAAGGUUACCUGGUAUUUAAGCAGCCCUGGCCGGGGAUGAUGAGGACCGUGUAUAGGAACCACCAGAGAUUUGAGACAACCUACUUCAAGAAAUUUCCUGGCUACUAUGUAACUGGAGAUGGUUGCCGCAGGGAUAAGGAUGGGUACUACUGGAUCACAGGCAGGAUCGAUGACAUGCUGAAUGUUUCUGGUCAUUUGCUGAGCACUGCGGAGGUGGAAUCUGCUUUGGUGGAACACAAGGCAGUAGCUGAGGCAGCUGUGGUAGGAACACCCCAUCCCGUUAAAGGAGAAAGCCUCUAUUGCUUUGUCACGCUCAAUGACGGCAUCAACUAUACUGCCAGCCUGGAGGCUGAGCUCAAGAAGCAAGUGAGGGAGAAGAUUGGUGCCAUAGCUACACCUGACUACAUGCAGAAUGCGCCUGCGCUUCCAAAAACUAGAUCAGGUAAAAUCAUGCGGCGUGUGCUCCGGAAGAUUGCAUCUAACCAGCAGGAUUUAGGAGACGUGUCCACGCUAGCAGACAGUUCAGUUAUUGAGCAGCUGUUUGAGAACCGUUGCUGUACUGCUGUGUGAACAUUAGUAGACACUAUUAAAACCACUUCACUUCAGUCCAGUAGGGCUUCAGUUUUAAAGAAGGGCAAAUGGGUAAAAUGAAAUGUAGAGCAAUCUUGGUGGAAGGUCAUGGGGGAAAUAAAAUGUACUGCGAUUUUAAAUCUCUAGGAAUGGAAAAAUUUUGGAGGGAGUUUUUACUGGACGUGUUUGUAUAUUUUAGUUGUAACCAUUUUUUUUCCCCCUGUGAAAUAUUUUUUUUUCUUUUUUUUUUUUUUAAAAAGGAGGGAGGGAAAAUGCAUAUCUUAUUGUUUUUCAGAUAUUUCAUGCACAGACAGGAACAGAGUACAUUUUAUUUAAUGUACUCAAUCACCGGUAGUUUUUAUAUGACUGAGAGAAUUUGUGCGUGCCAAGGUUGAAAAUCAUCCCAAAAAGACUCAGUUUCUUUUUGUACGAUGUGGUUUUACAUUUAAGAGAGAGUCUUUUUUUUUUUUUUUUUUUUUUUUUUGCAAGGCUAAUGUAGCAAAUGUUAAUUUCCGAUUUCUAAGCUCAGUUGUUAGGAUUUUAACAUGUCUCAAGAAACGAUGUGUAUACAUAUUGGGGAUUAUCUCUACUUUAGGGUAUGAUCAUGUUGUGCUAAAAUCCCCAAUGUAUUGCAUGAAAACUGCUUUUCCCAUAGUUCUACCAUGAGCUUGUAAUUGUGUUUUAAAUGCGGUAGGACAUGGGUUUUCUUCAAACUGAACUGAGAAGGACAAAAAUAUUUAAUACCAAAAUGCUGUGAUUUCAGUAACUAAUCCAGGUAAAGAUCCAGUAAUCUUGAACUACUGCAUCGUUCAGUAGAGAUUUGUUUCAGGAAUUGUUAAGACCAUCUGGCCCUUCCGUAAUUGCCUGUUCCUGCACGAGGAAUGUUCUGUGAUUUUAAUGGAGCAGCUCAGUAAGAUGCCCGUUUGUAAAUUUGCCAGAAUCUUAAAUGUACACCAAGUCUAGUCAGUGGGGUUAUGAUGUGACUUGGAUACGCUAUCAGACACCUUGAUCUUCAGGUAUUUUCAGGAUUCACCUGAAAUUAUUGCAUUUUCAAAUGAUUCAUAUGAUUAUUUCAUAUUAUUUUCAUCUUGGAGCCUCGUUCUCUUACCGGGGGAAAAAACUCCUUAAUGUUCGUUUAUCUUGUUUUUGUCUAUAUUCCCCUUUUUCUGUUCUCACUCGGCGAUAUAUUUUAAUCCCUGUAUUUUGACUGUUAAUCAAAUUAUGGCUCAAAUAUACACUGGUGUGGGUGAAAUAAAGUACCAAUUGAAUAACA